Molecule: messenger RNA, 633 nt
Organism: Morus notabilis
Lineage: Eukaryota; Viridiplantae; Streptophyta; Magnoliopsida; Rosales; Moraceae
Product: E3 ubiquitin ligase BIG BROTHER-related
Exons: 1
Coding region: 1-633 (210 amino acids)
Biological process (GO): protein ubiquitination
Cellular component (GO): cytoplasm
Molecular function (GO): ubiquitin protein ligase activity
Source: RefSeq, a predicted model, not a curated record
AUGGCUCGCAACAAUCUGCUAUACGACACCAUGUAUACUUCUAUGGAUCACGAUCACGACGAUCUCGACGAUGUAUUGCUCGACGACAACGUCGGCGUAUUUCCUGCGGAGGACGAAUUACUCGACGACAACUUCGACUUUGCUAUGGACGAUGAUGUGAUUGAAGAUCUGGAGUCGUUAUUAAUGGCGGUUGAACAUGACUAUUUUCCGGAUCCGUUGCUGCGGACCGAUCUCGCGAUGUGGUUUAUGGGAACAACAUCAGUUCACGAUCAUCUGUUGGAGGACGCUUCAUUCGAUUGCGGUUCUGUUUACGGGAUUGAUAUUGAUCAUGAUCAUGAAGAUGAUCAGACAGAGUUGAACAGAGCAAUUGGACAGAGUUUUUCGGAGUCAUCCAAGGCGUUUGGAUCAGUGUCGGCGGCUAAAUCGGCGGUGGAGGUUCUGGAGAAGUUCAAAUACGAGAAAAACAAUGAAUCAGAGCAGAUGACAUGCGUGAUUUGCGUGGAAGAGUUGAUGAAUGGGUCCCACCUCACUUGUAUGCCUUGCUCCCAUGCUUUUCAUAGUGAUUGUCUUUCGCAGUGGUUAAAUGAGAAUCAUCAACGGCGGAGUCAGGAUUUUAUUUUAAGGGAGGCAUAA